Messenger RNA from Penicillium griseofulvum, 3165 nucleotides. Its product is annotated as formin-binding protein HOF1. The record is from RefSeq and is a predicted model, not a curated record. Gene Ontology annotation, molecular function: phospholipid binding; protein binding. The transcript has 6 exons. NCBI's taxonomy places the organism in Eukaryota, Fungi, Ascomycota, Eurotiomycetes, Eurotiales, Aspergillaceae. The coding region runs from base 1 to 3165 and encodes 1054 amino acids. Gene Ontology annotation, cellular component: mitotic actomyosin contractile ring, proximal layer; cell division site; cytoplasm. Gene Ontology annotation, biological process: cytoskeleton organization.
AUGCCGGGGACAGUGGCAGACGGACCUACGGUCUCCAUGUCUUUUGCCAACAAUUUUUGGGGCAAAGAUGAUGCAGGACUUCAACCAAUGUUGGACCGCGUGCAUGGUUCAAAAAUUACCAAUGACGAAUUGAAGGUUUUCUACAACAUUCGAGCCUCUAUUGAAGAUGAAUACGCGCGCAAGCUCCAAUCUCUGUGUCGCAAGAGUCUGGGAUCAAACGAGACAGGUUCGCUCCGAGCCUCACUCGAUGUGGUUCGCGGCGAGACCGAAGCGAUCGCCAAGGCACAUGCAGCGAUAGCGGGACAAAUGAAGACCGAAUUGGAGGAGCCACUUGCUGCUUUCGCUAGUGGUAUUAAGGAGCGACGAAAGAUCAUUCAACAGUGCAUUGAGCGCUUACACAAGACUAAGAUGCAACAGACACAGCUUGUCAAUAAAACUCGUGAUCGUUACGAGCAGGACUGUCUCCGCAUCAAAGGAUACCUCGCGCAGGGCCACAUGGUCAUGGGCCAGGAAGAGCGCAAGAAUAAGGCCAAGCUGGAGAAGACCCAGAUCCAGCUGGCGUCAAAUAGCCAGGAAUACGAAGCAGCCGUCAAGCAACUCGAAGAGACAACUGGACGCUGGAAUAAGGAAUGGAAGUCAGCAUGCGACAAAUUUCAAGAUUUGGAAGAGGAGCGUCUGGACUUCACAAAGAGCAGUUUGUGGACUUAUGCGAAUAUUGCUUCAACUGUUUGUGUCAGCGAUGAUGCCUCAUGUGAGAAAGUUCGUCUCUCUUUGGAGAACUGUGAAGUGGAGAAGGAUAUUAUUUCCUUCAUUAAGGAACGAGGAACUGGCCAAGAGAUCCCAGAUCCUCCCCGAUUUAUCAACUUCUGCAAGGAUGAUGAUUCGUCCUCCGAGAUAGAUGAAGCAGACGGCUACUCGGUUGCCCAGUUCCAGCGCACCAUGAAUCCAGCAUUCCGGACAUCUUCUCCCCAGCCCUCAACAUUCGAUUCACACCAUGACCCACAGUCAGACCUUGCGGCUCAAAUGGGACAUCCUGCUCCAGUAGUUAACAACGUGACGCCGUCUCGGCAGCAGCAACAGCCGCCCUUGCAGCAGCAGCCGCCAUUCAUGCAACCGCAGCCUCUCAUGCAGCACCAACCUCCAGUGCAGCAGCAGCCUCUUAUGCAACAACCGCCACCAUUGCAGCAGCAGCAGCCGCCAUUCAUGCAGUCGCAACCCCUUCUGCAGCACCAGCCUCCAGUGCAGCAUCAGACUCCUAUGCAACAACCGCCACCAUUACAGCAGGAGCCAUUUAUGCAACAGCAGCCUCUCCUGCAGCAGCAACCGCCGCGACAGCCGCAACCCCAGCAGCCCGCGCCUUUAGACUUCCGCCGUGGUGGCGCGCCGCCUCCGAACUAUGAUCCCGAGCAACACGGAGAAAUCAGUGCUGUUCCCCACAAUGCAUACCCGACAGAUGGUAUGACCAUGUUCUGUCGCGCUGGGCCACCCUCAGAGCGAAGCUCGGCAACUAGCGCGUAUCGCCCGUCUAGCCGUGACUCUCAGAGCGAAGUUUCGAACUCAACCUCUAUUUCUAGUGUUGAGGAAACGCCCACGAAGAAGUCUGUAGUGAAGCCAACAAACAGUGCACCGAUGCCAAUUUCUGGAGAUGAUAAAUCGCCGAAAAAGAAGAGCGCUUUCUUUAGCAACAGCCCAUUCCGUCGCAAGAGUCGCCAUGACAAAGAAAGACCUGUUAUUUCUUCACAACAAGUCACCUCUCCGCAGUCGGUUGCUUCACCCCACUCCGUGUCUUGUAGCGGCUGGGACUCGCCGACAAAGCAAACCAGUCCGACGAAGCAAAUGAGCCCACCCAAACAGGUCAUCAGCCCCACUAAGCCAGUGAGCCCGCCCAAGCAAAUCGUCAGCCCGCCUAAACAAGCGAGCCCACCCAAGCAAGUUAUCCCACCCACGCAGGCUAGCCCAACAAAGCAAACCAGCCCAACCAAACAAGCCAGCCCAGUCAAGCCUCCAGCAGGCCCACCGGCUCGUGUCUCUGACAGCCCCGAACCUGUUGAUCCUCGAGCAAAUUUCCAGCUCAAUGUCGGGAAUAAUGUCUUCGAUGUUGCAUCCCCAGAGGAUCGCUCGCCCAGCAAAGGAUCACAGCCAAACCCGGCGCCCGAAGAUGACUUGGAUCCUAUUGCGCAGGCUCUGGCAGACCUCAAAACAAGUGGGAAGCAGUCAGCCACUCGGGUGUCAGCAGAUAGAUAUCAUGGAAUCUCCACACCUACUCCGUCGGCGCGUUCUUCUACCUAUGGUGGUAGUAAUGCUAGUGUUGCUGCUCCUCCACCUGCAUACAAUGAUCCCGCAGCCAAGCGACUCGGUGCACCUCAGCCGGCCUUUACAGCAAAGCAAAUGCAUAAGACAACCCAGAAGUAUACUGGUCAAACCCAGAGCAUGCUUCGAGGACAAAAUAGCAGCAUGGGAUCUAGACACAGCGCUCAAACCCAAGAAGCCCCGCGAGCUAGGUCCCCAGCACCGGCAGCGAGACGCAGUGUCAGCCCUCAGCCUCAGGUUGCUUCUCCCCGUGUGGAUACUCGGAUGAGCCAGAACAGUGGCAGGGGUCCGAGCCCUAGCCCGAGUAGUUAUCAGUCUAACAGCAUGCGAAGCCAAUACAGCCAAUCGCCCACUCCCCGCCGUACUCAGGAUCCGCCCUACUCUCCGAACGAUUUUGUUCGGAGGGCCUCGCCCGCUAUGAGCCACCGUGCUGUAUCCCCGCAGCCCCAGUUCAGGCAGCAAACUCGUCCUUCUAGUUCGGGUGGCAUGGAGCUGCAGUUAUCCGGAAGCCACGAUAUGUAUGGUUCCAGCAGUCCUGGAUAUGCCGGCUCGGUUCGCGGAAGCAGCCGCCCUUCAUCGACUUAUGGUGACGGGCCGCCUAUUGGCCGAUCCCGGAGCCGCACUAUGGCUGUUGCAGAGCCUGGGCGCAAAUUCAGCCGUGAUGGCCGUCCAAUCUUGCACUUUGCUCGUGCCAUGUACACCUACAAUGCCGCCAUCCCUGAAGAGCUCAGCUUUGGCAAAGGAGAUGUCCUUGCCGUUAUCCGCCUGCAGGACGACGGGUGGUGGGAAGCUGAAGUCACCAACGCCCGUGGCCAUCCUGGUCUUGUGCCAAGCAACUAUCUGCAAAUCAUCUGA